Onychomys torridus (southern grasshopper mouse) is the source of this 831-nucleotide messenger RNA. RefSeq lists its product as uncharacterized. The record is from RefSeq and is a predicted model, not a curated record. The transcript is spliced from 6 exons. Lineage: Eukaryota; Metazoa; Chordata; Mammalia; Rodentia; Cricetidae. Bases 1 to 831 code for a protein of 276 amino acids.
AUGAAACGAGCUAAUGACAGAGAAUCUGCAGCCUUCAAGAGCCUAUGUGGGUUCCUAAGGAACCGGGUCACACCUCUGCCCUGGAUUCAUAGGAUUCCUCAUGAGAAGAAAAAGGAGAACAAAAAGCAUGAAGAUCUUCCAGAAGGCCAUCACUCACCCCAAGGUCAGAUGCUGCAGGAUGUGGAGGGUGUCUGGAGUGCUGGCAGCAAGACUCAGGAGGAGGGAGAAGAUGGGGCUGCAGAGGAAGGACCUUUGCUCAUCAAAAGAGAACCACGCAAAGAUACAGAGGUCCCCUGUGACAGCAAGGCUGCAGGGCGAAGCUGUGAAUUAUCCCCCCCAAUAACAAAGAGCUUCCGAAUAUAUGAUGUGAGUCCUCUUUCUUCUCCUAACCUGUUGCAGACGGAGAAGAUGUGUCCCCACAGAAGGGCACGUAUGGCCCGCCUACCCCAGCAGGGCCCUUUCCGGCACCUCAUGGACAUGAAGGCAGAGAAGAGACUGGCGGGCUGGAAGGAACGCCGUAGCCGCUUUGGUGACAUCAGCAUGCACAAGUGCUACCAGUUUGGGCAGAUCUUCUCUCCUUUCCAGGCUCUGGCCACCACGGAGAUGCGAAGGCUAGUGUUACCCCGAGACCUGCCCAUGAGUUCUCGAAUGCAGAGAAUAAGUACUUCAUCCUACGGUGACAUGAAUCUCCAGGAUUUACCCCUGUCUCCCACAGAGCUGGGCUUGGAAAAGGAUGACAGCCAUCAUGAAAAAGAGAAAUCAGUGAGCCACAUUAAAACACCUUUAUUCCCCCCAAUAUUUAAAGCAACAAAGUAUAAUGACAUGAAAUAA